Molecule: messenger RNA, 1090 nt
Organism: Aspergillus glaucus CBS 516.65
Lineage: Eukaryota; Fungi; Ascomycota; Eurotiomycetes; Eurotiales; Aspergillaceae
Product: SNUT3/LISCH7 family protein
Exons: 2
Coding region: 163-852 (229 amino acids)
Biological process (GO): RNA splicing
Cellular component (GO): precatalytic spliceosome
Source: RefSeq, a predicted model, not a curated record
ACACCAGCGACAUUGUUCUUUUAUGAUACCCCGGAGGCAGAUUGAUAAUGCAUUAAUCUUUUCUAACUACCUAGCUAUCAUUCGUUCUUGAUUUUGAUACCUACCUGCGGAGAGAGAAAUUUUAACGCCAUCGAAAACAACUAGACGACCUCAACUACCAAAAUGGCCGAACCCCCUGCAAAACGUGCCCGUCGUAUUGACAGCUCUACAAUGUGGGAUUUGAAUGAUGAUCGGACACUUGAAGGGAACUCUGAAUUAGACAGAAGCCCAAGGAGGGAUGAUGGGCGACGCGACGGCCCGCGCGACGACCGGCGAUACCGCUCCCGUUCGAGAGAUCGAAGAGAAAGACGCCGGGAGAGGAGUAGGUCUAGAGACCGUCGUGAUCGCGAUCGUGAUAGGAGGGAUCAUAGAGAUAGUCGGGGUGCGAGAGAUAGGGAGAGGAGCGUGAGCAGAGACAAAUACGAGAGACGAGGAUACCCAUCGAAAGGAGAGAGACUACGUGAGCGCUCCCGCUCGCCCCGAAAGAACACCAGAGACCGAUCCAGAACGCCGCCUCGAGGACCCAGGACAGACCGUCGGAACGAUCGAAGAGAUCCUCGGUCACAACGGGACGGAACACCGGCUUCUCACAAACCGUCGAAGGAUGAAAUGGACAUGGACGUUGAUGAGGUGGCCAACGGGGACGAUCUCGAUGAUGUUAUGCGCAAAUACAUGGGUUUCAGCCGGUUCAGGAGUACGAAGAACACGAAGGUUCCCGGAAACGACGUCUACGGCGUACGGAAGGAGAAGAAGACAGAGUACAGACAGUACAUGAACCGUUCAGGGGGGUUCAACCGGCCGCUCAGCCCUUGACGUUACACGACGUCCGCGUUGUGUUAUUCCACAUCUAAUCAUUCGAACAUUUUGCGAAUCCUGUGUUAUUACAACAAGUGCAUGCAUUAUCGGAGCAAGGUUUUGUCGGCUUUUCCAGUUUUUUCAUGUUUUCUCUUCCAUAGGGACGGUCGAGCAAUUCUUUAGAGUCUAUCCUGUCUCAAACAAGUUAACCGAACGAUAUUUCUAUAUUCAUGUAGCUAAGGAAUUCAUCCCAGUA